AUGCCGAGUCUGCGUGUUCAGACCAACGCUCUCAGACAGUCCGGCCCUGACGUUGACGCUGCAGACGAGGCGAUCAAACGCGGAAUGAUGGCUGACCUUGGUACUGUCCGCAUCGAUGAGCUGCCACUUGACGACACUCCCAACCCGAGAGCUAUCCCGCCUCGCCCGCGUCGUAUCGUUCGUGCCACUGAGCACACGAUGGCGAAAAAUGGUAUCGACGAUGCAGAGGCCAUGACUGUCAAAGAUCUGAAUGAUCUCGGCGGCCCCAGCGUUCACCGACCGAUCGCAGGCCCUUCCAGAGACUUUAUUGCAGAGCACCGUCGCCCUCUGUAA
Molecule: messenger RNA, 333 nt
Organism: Colletotrichum higginsianum IMI 349063
Lineage: Eukaryota; Fungi; Ascomycota; Sordariomycetes; Glomerellales; Glomerellaceae
Exons: 3
Coding region: 1-333 (110 amino acids)
Source: RefSeq, a predicted model, not a curated record